Molecule: messenger RNA, 7149 nt
Organism: Cavenderia fasciculata
Lineage: Eukaryota; Evosea; Eumycetozoa; Acytosteliales; Cavenderiaceae
Exons: 6
Coding region: 1-7149 (2382 amino acids)
Molecular function (GO): protein binding
Source: RefSeq, a predicted model, not a curated record
AUGAAAAUAUACAAUAAUAAUACUUUAGUAUUUGUAUUUUUAUCAUUAUUAUUAGAAUCUACUAUUGUACGUAUAGAGGAGAAAUCGACAUGUGCAAGUUCGGCUACAGUUGUCAGAGUAACACACGCAAAAGUAGGUGUAUGCUUUAAAGCAUUGAAUCUGAAUGGAUCGGCUAUCGACUAUUACUACAACUAUCAGUUGAUCGGCGGUGUUAUGGCACAGACAUCUUACAAUGACUCGACUUGUACCACUCCAUCGGUCAUACCAGACACCUUUUUCAACAAUAAUGGUGUGCUCGUAGAAAGCACACUCUUUGCCGCCACCGUAGGCGAAUGCAGUGACGGUGUGACCGUCACAACGCUCGGAGACGAAGAGGUGCUCCUUCCAGUGGCCGGCUACUACUUUUACGAGAUUAGUAUGGAUACAUCGUGCGCCAAGUACGCACCCAACAACAUCCAAGUCAUCCUCUUGCCCUCGACAUGUGCACGUUCCGACUUGAUGAUCAAGAAAAGUUUCUCAAUCGAUACAAAUUCGACACCCAACAUUCAGUCUGGUCCAAACUGUGCCACCUACUCGAAACCAGCCACAUCGAUGGAUACUUGCACCAAGACACACUUUUCAUUCAAGUUGUAUGUUCCUGUGCCCGCCUUUGUGCCAACUGUCACCAACACCUACAACGGACCGAGUGGAUUGAAAUUGGUAUUGGGAGCUACACCCUACACAUCGAUCAUACCACGUUUCAAUCUUAAUAUGGUUGAUGCCGGUGGUGUGUCGGUCGGUGCAUGUGGGUUGACCAACGUGCCAGCUGUCAUGACGUGUACAGCUACCUAUUCAACCUAUCCCAUUCAAUUCAAGGUAGAGGCGUAUGGUAGCUCUACGGCCACCGUCUCCACCCUUUCAUCAUUUAUCGAUAUUCCAACACUCGCUGCAUCGAUCCAAACCUCUACCAUUACAACAUCCAACUUUUACUUUCUCAUUACCGUUGAUACUGGUGUCUCUGCCAAAUAUUUCAUGAACAACAAUGAGUUUACUUGUGCAUCAGUGGUGACAGCUUGCAAGAUCCCCAAUCAAUCGGUCACUGCUUCCGGUGCACCAGUCAACCUCACCAUCUAUGCCGUCAAGAAUAACAUAUUGUCCAAACAAUUUGUCUACACCACUCCACUCCCCGCAUCGGUUAAAUUGACCGAUAUUGAUACCGCCGGUAUCAUCACCUAUAAUUCCAUUCCCGUCAAGCCCGUUUACACUGGUGGCAGCGUCGAUACUCUUGGUAUGAAGGUAUUCUAUCAAAGCUCACUUCUUCAAGUUGAAGCUUCCGGAUGCGUCCAACCAACUGGUUUGGUCCCCUAUGUAUGUGACUUGACCACCCCAACCUACGUUCUUGACCAAUACAGUUAUUAUCGUGUCCGAAUGGUAAUGGAUGAUGGGUUUAGUCAAAGUACUCAAAGAAAAUUAUUCUUAACUCAACAUGCAUAUACAAAUGUAAAGAUAAAUUCAAUUUCACCAACUGAUUUGGUAGUUACAGGUCAAUACACAUUACAAACAGGUGUACCAACAACUGUAACCUAUAAAUUGAAUGGAGGUAUUGUUUGUCAAUCAGUUGUUUAUGGAAGUCCAUGUACCAUGUCUGGUUUGAAUAUUGCUUCAGCUUAUUCUCUUGAUAUGGAAUUUUUCAAUGCACAGUCAGUUACUCUUCAAACCAGUCCAACUGCAACACUCAAGACUCAACAAUGGACAGAUACAGUCCUCACACCAGGAUCAUACUCUGGUACUGCUCUUUCCGUCACUUUCAACACUCCAUCCAUUCUUCCACUCAAUUUCACUGUUGUUUACAACGAUGCCAUUCUCACUGCAUGUAAAAACAUGAACAAUCCUGGCAAUAGUGCAUCAUGUAAUAUUCCAGUCUCCUACCUUGGUUUCCAUAAAGUUGUUGUCAACUCUCAAUCAAACACCUUUAGUGUAUUCACUCUAGAUCGUUAUUUACCAAAUUUUGCUCAACCAACUGUAAGUAUAAAUUGGUUUACUGAAUAUACAUUAUUUACAAUUUCACCAAGUCAAAAUGCAUUUGGAUUAUUACAUGGUCUUUCACUUACAGGGUAUCCAACAACCCUUCAAAAUGGUAAUGUGGUCAAUAUUACUACAACAUUGGGUACACCAUACACCUACUUUGCCAAGAUUUCCCAAGUCAAUGUUCCACCGACCGUAUUUUUACAGUCUACCAAUACAUUCAAUACAUUGAUUCUUCAAUUGUCAGCGUUUUCCACUACUCCAUCGGUCAACUCUGUAUCGGUGUCCUAUGGUUCUACUGGUGGUUGUCCAAUUGGAAAUUCAGGAGCAGGUAGCAAAUACUAUAUCUCUUUGAAUGGACAACAGUCGAUCGGUUGUUGGGGUGUAGGUGGUGCUACUUGUGCCAUCGGUACUCUUACUGCCAACACAACCUAUGAAUACUCGGUCUCUGUCGUGAAUAAUGAUCAACAAAAAGAUGGUGCCAUCUCAACAUUCAAAACUCUACCAAAACCAUUUACCGUUGUACCAACUAUAACUACAUUUGCAACUGGUUUCGUCGUUGAAGCUGUUACUAGUCCAGUGUUGGUUGGAUCAAUUCAAACAUUUGUUUUGGUCGAUGGUCAAGACAAAUGUACUUCUCUACCAUGUGAAAUUAGAAAUCUCAGUCCACAAACACAAUACUCUGUCCAGGUGGUCAUGUACUCUGUCGCCGACAACACCUAUCAAACUACCACUACCCCCGCCACUACUCGCGGUAUCAUGGACGCCACCUUUUCAGCUGCCGUUUACAAUCCAGCUUUGGGAUCGGUCCAAGUCACCCUUGCCUCGUUGACUGGAAGUAAUCCAACCGCCGCCAAAACAUACACUUUCAAGUAUCAAGACGCUGUCCAAUGUAACGGAGUAUCGGGUAUCUGUGCAAUCACAGCCAAUCAAUCGGAAAUCAUUGAUGUCAUGAUCACCAUCCAAAACCAAAUCGAUUCCUUUGAGUUUGGAUUCUCCGUCUCUACCUAUGUCUUGACCCAAACCAUUGAAUAUUUGGCACUUUCAAGAACCAUCUAUUUCUCAGCCGUGCCAUCUCAAAUUGUUCCAGCUAGAUUCCCUCUAUUCGACUAUCAAGUUACAGGUGUCUCUGAUUUGGAGAAUUCAGACAAUCCAGAUUAUUCAAUGAUGGCAUUGGUUAGUGAAAGCACCACUUAUACAGUAUCUGCGCAAUACCUCUUCCAAGGAACAUACAAUCAAAUCAACCUCAUCUCUUCUCAAAUCGUCGUCACUUCUUAUCCAUCCAUCAACUUCCCAGCUGGUCAAAUGGUCACCCUCGUCUCUCUCAAUGAUACACAUCUCAGUGUAAAAUACGCUGCUCAAUACGGUGCACCAACCACUACCACCCUAUACUCUAUUAAACUCAAUGGAGUAAGUGUACCACAAUGUCAACAAACCCCAGCCACCCAAUGUACAAUGGAAGUUUCAAUUGGUUAUUUUGUCAUUUUCGUCCAUGCAGAAAAUGAAAUUGAUAUUGAAUAUGGUAAUCCAAAUUUACCAUUUAAUAAUAUUCAAUUAACAUCAUCAAUAACAUAUAUAACAUCAUCAAGUUUCCAAGUUAGUUUUGUAUCAAAUUAUAUAUUUAAUAGUUAUAGAGUUUGGUAUACUAGUACAUUUUAUAAAACAUUCCAAGUAAAUGAAUUGGUUGGAACUGUAGUUGUAACUGGUCUCACUUUAAAUACCACCUAUGCCGUUAGAUUCCAAGGUAUUGAUGUCACUGGAAAUAUGUUCCCUACUCCUCAAACAGAUGUUACCACCAGUUAUCCAUUCUCAUUGACUCGUCUCUAUUUGAUUAGUAAUACUCCCACCACUGCAACCGUUGCCUAUGGUCUAAUUGAUGGUGGUUCAUUACCAAUUGUCUACUCUGUCCAUGUCGAUGGUGACUUUGUCUUUAAUACUACCGGUUACACUGCUACCGUCCAAACUGGUGGAAAUGAUAUAGAUAUUGUAGUAGUUGGACAUUAUUAUGAAGAUAAUGCUCAAUCUGAAAUCGCUGUUCAUUCAGAUAGUGUAAUUGAUGGAAUUCAAAUUAAUACAAACAAGAUUGAUAUUAAUUAUGUAAAUUUUGUAUUUACAACUUUGGUACCAUUAAAGAAUGUUCAAUACUCUCUAUUAUUGAAUAAUGCUAUGACUUUGAAUUGUCAAAUUGGACAAUCAUGUAGUGCAACUGGAUUAAAAGAACAGAGUGUAAAUACUAUUACAGUGACUGGAAAUUACAAUAAUAAUGAAUGGGCUCCAACCAAAGUCACGACAUUUACAACAUACAGCAAGGUCAAAUCGGUUGUUAUCAAUAGUGCCACUACUGAUAGCAGUGCCAACAAAUUGUAUGUGACUGUAACUUCGGUUGGUGGUGAUUUUGCCAACACCGAGUACUCGAUUUAUAACGGUUUAAACAAACUCGUUACAUCGACCAGUCCCAAUUCUAUUGCUGUCCCAUUGAUCAAAUCAUAUCCAUGGUAUCAGUUGCGUGCCAUUGCCAACUAUUCUACUUCCUCGGCUUCUUCACCAGUAUUUAAUUAUGUUGCAUUGUCAUUCAACAUUGUAGUUUCAGGUGUUACAUCGAAUAUUGCUCAAAUCUCGGCCAACCCAACUUACAAUUUGGAUCCAAAUAUUUGGACAUUGUCCUACGAAUUGAAUGGUCAACAAGUGGUUGGAUGUGUAUUGUCUACUUGUGUGAUUGAUACUCUUGUCCCAUUGACCGACUAUUUGUUGACAGUGACUGCUUCCCAAACACUUGGAAAGGUGUCUAGAACCACUACCUUCAAGACAUUGGAUGCAUUCAAGAUCCCCUCGGUUGUUGUGACUGAUUAUUCGGCCACUUGGAUACAAGUGUCUUAUGCUGCAACUGGAGGUGAUGCAAAUACCGCUGUAUCCUACGCUGUUACACUUGAUGGUGCUGCAAGAGUCGAUUGUCCACCCACUCUAAGCACAUGCAACAUUACUGAAUUGGUUCCACAAGUCACUUACAACCUUGGUGUUACAGCUACCCGUGGUUCAUUGUCUGCAUCAUUUGUUCGUCAAUUCACCCUUCCAAACGGUGCAGCUAUCGCUAUCAACACUGCUCAAGUCAUGACCACCUCUGCCGUCUUGUCUUAUCCACUCAGAGCAGUCUUGUCAGACACUCCCAUCACCUACCUCACCACGUUGGAUGGUGCAGCUACCAAGUGCGACGUACUCGAGUCUGCCUGCCAACUCACCCAACUACAACCCAACAAGACGUACAACUUUGUCGUCACAGCCACCUAUCUCGUCGACAAGACCAUCACUACUCAAGUCGCAUUCACUACCUAUCCCUCAAUCAACUCUCCCAAGAUCAAUAUUGUCCAACUCACCACUACCACUAUUGUUGUCAAUUUGACUGUAACGGGCGGUGCACCAACCGUAGACACUGUCACUCAACUCUUUGUCAACGGUGUCAACACACAAUGUCUCAAUAAUUUGUGCGUGUUUUCAGGUCUUGCCCCUGCAACCACUUUUGUAUUCCGUGCAGUCACUUCAAAUGAUGGAGUGACCAGAGAGACCAUCCUCCCGAUUACCACCUACCCCAUCAUCUCACUCACCAACUUUGAACCAUACCAACGCAAUGAAACUGGUAUCUAUGUUGAUAUUGUCACGGCUGGUGGUGUGCCAGGUCAAACAGUCUGGACCGUCUCGGUCAACGACGCGGUGCUCUGCGACCAUUUGACACCUGCCAACUGCUACAAACCCAUCUCUAGUCUCGACGCAUUCACCUAUCGUCUCGAUCUCGCCAACGACGGCACAUCUUUGAACAGAGUCGUCAACUUCCAAACCUAUCCAAUUCCUGAAGGCGUUAUUAUUGCCAGUCAGACCAACACCACCCAACAAAGUAUCGCUUUUACCUGGUCAACCAGCUCGACUGGUGGUGUCCCCGGUGCCACCUACUACGAAGCUCAACUCUCCUACGACAACAAGACUUGGGGCUCUGCCUGUGUCUCUACCACCACCUCGUGUACCGUUAACAAGCUUGUCGACAGUACCGGCUACAAUGUCCGUAUUGCCGUGCGUAACCGUCGUUUCGACCCCAUCAUCUCACCUCAAAUCGUGCUCGUGACCAAUUCGUCCGGACCUGUUACCUGCGCACUCACCUGUCUCAACAAUGGUACGUGUCAGUCUGGAUAUUGUGUCUGUAUCAAGGGUUACGAUGGUCCACAAUGCGAGUUUAACAUGGGAGGCAACUCUACCACUGGUGGCAGCCCACCCGAAUUUAGCAAGCUUGCAGUCAACCCCAACAACACUGAAGUAUCGAUUGAAAACAAGUACGUCACACUCUCAUUCUCUAUGCAAUCCAUCACAGAGGUUGACGUGAACGGCACAGUCGUCGAGCAAGUCGAUCUAAGCACAACACUCUGGAAACUCAUCCUCAACAAUGAGUCUACCGUCAUUCACCCAACCACCCAAGAAGAACUCACCGAACUACUCUUUGGAUAUGUUUCAGAUGACGGAUUACUUUCUGUCAACUUUUCUCAAUACAUUCCAUCGGCCAAUUCAAACGCUGCUCUCACUGUCGACUCUUAUCCAGUAACAUUUGCAGGUGAAACAUUCAAUGUCAAACUUGGAUCGUUAAAGUACAGUUUCCGUGUACAAGGUUGGGAGUUUAACUCUACCGAAAAUACUCUUCACGUAGCAUCGUUUGUUGGAGAUAUUGGCAAUGAUACCCAAGUCACAUUUAAUGAUGGUGCCGUCAUGUCAUCUUUAGUUAUGGUCGAUAACCUCGGUAACCAAGUAUACAGUCGUUUAAUCAACAGAGUACUCGUAGACAACUUCCCAAUGCGUGUCUCUCAUUACAUCACACCAGCUACCAAUGGUACACUCGUCACUACCGUCAUCCCAUCGUUUAUCGAAUCAUUUGUCUAUGACCCCGAUAUUUCAGUUCUCGUAUACGACAGAAAAGAAACUACCGAAGACCCCAUCGAUAAGAAGAGUUGGACCGCUGUCAUUGUCGGUGUCACUGUUGGUGUAGUAUGUGCAGCCAUUAUCGCAGCCGGUGUCAUCUACUAUCUCAAGAAACAUAAAUACCAAGUCAAAUCAUUUAAAUCUAGAUUUAGUCGUUCAGUUUCUUUAAAAGAAUGGUCAAGACAUAGAUAA